Molecule: messenger RNA, 1209 nt
Organism: Penicillium manginii
Lineage: Eukaryota; Fungi; Ascomycota; Eurotiomycetes; Eurotiales; Aspergillaceae
Product: RING finger protein
Exons: 6
Coding region: 1-1209 (402 amino acids)
Molecular function (GO): zinc ion binding; ubiquitin protein ligase activity
Source: RefSeq, a predicted model, not a curated record
AUGACAAUGAGGAUCCCCCCCUACUCUCCCCCAAAGCAAGGCAAGAAACGUGCCAUUGAAGAGAGCCCAGUCUUAGAAGCACCCGGCUCGACUGAUCCGGCCGUGAACGAGAGCCCCCCCUCCCAAGAAGAGGCCCAAAAGGCCAAGGCUAAUGGCGGUACUGAGGUGAAAGACAAGACACUUGCUCUCGACGAGAAACCGGUCUUAGAACCACCUCUUUCGAACGAUCCUGCCGUGAGCGCGAGCUCACCUCCCAAGAAGAGAGUGAGGACUCGAGCCAAGAAGGCCAAGGCUGAUGGCCGCAUUGAGAAGAAGGGCAAGACGCCUGCCCUCGACGAAAACCCGGCCCCAGAGGCACCCGGUUCAACUGAACCGGCCGCGAACGCCAGCGCACCCCCCAAGGUCAAGGUCAAGGCCAAGAAGACCGAGACUAAUGGCGGCGCCGCAAAACGCAAGAAGCCAUGGCUGGACGAGGCUCCCCAGGAUCAUAAGGUCAAACUUAUGAGACUGGCUGGAAAGUCUUCACGACUGUUUUUCGCUGGAUACCAGGUAGCCGGUACCCCCAAGAACCCCCAGAUUUCAUUUGAUGUCAUAGGGUCGACGGGCAACCUUUACAAGACUACUAUCAAGGAAGUGUCCUCUUGUGACUGCCCUGACUCGAGGUUCCGCGGGAGAAAUGAAAAUUGCAAGCACAUCCUCUAUGUGCUUGUGCGCGCCCUCAAAGCCCCCGAGGAGCUGCAAUAUCAGCGGGCCUUUCUACCAUCGGAAAUUCGCUCAAUGCUUGAAAAGGCCUCCAAAAGCCUUCGAAUUGACGUCCCGACGGUGACACCCGCGGAAGAGAACGGCAGCACUCGAAAGCCUAUUGAGGGUGACUGCCCAAUAUGCUUCACGGAGAUGACUACCGACGAGAUGAUCGUGUGGUGUAUCACCGCGUGUGGAAACAAUAUUCACGAAGAAUGCCUCAAGCGGUGGGCGGCUUUCUCUCGUGACACUGGUCUGCGCUGUGUUUACUGUCGUUCUCCCUGGACGACAGAGAAGAGUCCCGCCAGUGGACUCGACCUCGAGGACCUCCGCUCCCAGAAGAAGACGCUCGGUCCUAACAGAUAUGUCAACCUCGCCAAGGAGUAUGGAAUUGUUCCUAGCCCGAAGAAAGGGACCGGUGGGGAGGGCGCUGGAGGUAGAAAGAAGGUACCUGAAUCUUCCCAAUAG